This is a messenger RNA of Mesorhabditis spiculigera, 207 nucleotides long. NCBI's taxonomy places the organism in Eukaryota, Metazoa, Nematoda, Chromadorea, Rhabditida, Rhabditidae. The record is from the annotation of a GenBank genome assembly.
AUGAUCUGCCACGGUCAGCCUCCGCCCUCGUCCCUGCUUCCGGCAGCCGUUAAUACGGUUUGCGGUGCCGGUGCGCCGCCGGCAGCCCUGGCCGACACUGGACUGGCCAAUGAUUGUUGCGUCAACAUGUGCUCGUAUCGGCAUAUCCGUGAGCAUUCUUCGUGUGCAAAUGGCGGAAACGACAUUCCGGAGAAGAGACACCAAGGA